GGACUAAAAUUAUUUAUUAUAAUUAUUAUUAUUUAAAGAUGAGCACUAAAUUUAUAUGACAAAAUCACCAAACCUUUCAUUUCAUAUAAUCGGAGUAUGAACAAAAACUGCAUCACUGGGUGAGAGAGAAACGAAAUGAAAUGAAACCAUCAUUUUGUAUUAUUCUAACAUCUUUAUCUUCCAUUACUAUACUGUGUUUGGUGUUGUUUCUAGCAAAGGGUUCUUCUUCUUAUGGUUUCUUUUGGCUUUAUUAUUUCCCAUCAUCAAAAUGGAUAUGGUCUUCUACACCCACCAUAACCAUGGUUUUUCAAGAUGAAUCUGAUCUUAAAAGAGUGGAGAAGCUUGAAGCAACUCUUUCCAUAGCUAGAGCUUUGAUAAGAGAAGCUGCAUUAGAUCAUAACUGCAAAUCAUCUCGUGAUGGUGAUGGUGAUGAUGGUAAUAUUUACAGGAAUUUCUGUGCCUUCCAUAGGAGUUACAUGUUAAUGGAGAAGUUAUUCAAAAUAUUUGUAUAUGAAGAAGGAGAGCCUCCAUUAUUUCAUUAUGGCCCUUGCAAGAACAUAUAUUCGACAGAAGGAUUGUUCUUGAGCUUAAUGGAGACGAAUACCAAGUUCAGGACCUUCAAUCCUCAUGAAGCUGUUGCCUAUUUUCUUCCAUUUAGUGUUGUGAUGAUUAUUGAGCAUCUCUUCCAUCCCGUUAUUCGUGAUAAAGCUGUUCUUGAACGUACGAUUGUUGAUUAUGUUCGCAUCAUCUCUCACAAUCACCCUUUCUGGAAUACAAGCCAUGGAGCUGACCAUUUCAUGCUUUCCUGCCAUGACUGGGGGCCAAGGGCAACCUGGUACGAGCGUCAGCUAUACUUUAAUUCCAUCAGGGUCCUCUGCAAUGCAAAUACUUCUGAGUAUUUUAAUCCAAAGAAAGAUGCAUCACUCCCUGCUAUCAAUUUAAUAACAGGAGAAACCACAGGGCUUGUUGGUGGUUUAUCUCCAUCAAAUCGAACAAUCCUGGCAUUUUUCGCUGGUAAAAUGCAUGGAAGAAUAAGACCUGCCCUUUUACAGCAUUGGAAAGAAAAAGACAAAGAUAUACUAGUUUAUGAAAAUCUUCCACAAGAACUUUCAUAUCAAGAAAUGAUGAAGGAAAGCAAAUAUUGUAUUUGCCCUAGUGGAUAUGAAGUUGCUAGCCCAAGAAUUGUAGAAGCAAUUUAUGCAGAGUGUGUUCCAAUUUUGAUAUCAGAAAAUUAUGUUCUUCCAUUUAGUGAUGUUCUUGAUUGGAAUUCGUUUUCGAUUCAGAUUUCGGUAAGUGAGAUACCAAACCUGAAGAAAAUUUUAUUAGGAACACCUGAAGAUCAAUAUCUAAAAAUGCAAAAGAAAGUGAAGUAUGUGCAAAGACAUUUUGUUAUAAAUAAUCCUCCUAGGAGAUUUGAUGUGUUUCAUAUGAUACUUCAUUCGAUUUGGCUUCGAAGGCUGAAUGUAAAGAAUAUUAAUUAGUUGAAUUAUAACAUUUAUGGUAACAGAUUUGUAUUUUAUAAUGAAUGGCAUGACAAUGUUAAGGUUUUUGGAUCAA
Jatropha curcas is the source of this 1557-nucleotide messenger RNA. RefSeq names its product putative glycosyltransferase At3g07620. The record is from RefSeq and is a predicted model, not a curated record. Gene Ontology annotation, molecular function: glycosyltransferase activity. NCBI's taxonomy places the organism in Eukaryota, Viridiplantae, Streptophyta, Magnoliopsida, Malpighiales, Euphorbiaceae.